Molecule: messenger RNA, 4124 nt
Organism: Oncorhynchus tshawytscha (Chinook salmon)
Lineage: Eukaryota; Metazoa; Chordata; Actinopteri; Salmoniformes; Salmonidae
Gene: me2
Product: malic enzyme 2, NAD(+)-dependent, mitochondrial
Exons: 15
Coding region: 214-1962 (582 amino acids)
Biological process (GO): pyruvate metabolic process; malate metabolic process
Cellular component (GO): mitochondrion
Molecular function (GO): malate dehydrogenase (decarboxylating) (NAD+) activity; malate dehydrogenase (decarboxylating) (NADP+) activity; NAD binding
Source: RefSeq, a predicted model, not a curated record
AUGUGCUAUCUAGUGUAAACCACUGCCUUCAGUCUCAUCUUUCUCCAGCUUCGCAUUUGCCUGUCAACGAACGAGGUGGUCACUCUGCACUUGAUGACAUUUCGCAUGCAAUUGUUGCAGUAAUAUGCCCUCUAAAUUAUAAGGGGCAGGUAAAAAAAAUACUCUUCUUCACUCAACAUAAAGCGAAGGACCUGAGAGCAACUGCUGUGCACCAUGUUGUCUAGACUGAGGGCAUCACUGAUGCUGCGGCCCUGUGUGAGCGCCUGCCGCUGGACACACACCAAAGAGAAGGGCAAGCCUCUCAUGUUGAACCCUCGCACCAACAAGGGCAUGGCCUUCUCACUGCAGGAGAGGCAGAUCCUGGGUCUUCAGGGUCUUCUGCCCCCCAAGAUAGAGUCCCAGGACAUCCAGGCCAUGCGUUUUCAGAGGAACCUGAAGAAGAUGACAGAGCCACUGGAGAAGUACAUUUACCUGAUGGGGAUCCAGGAGAGGAACGAGAAACUCUUCUACCGCGUGCUGAUGGAAGACAUUGAGGAGCUGAUGCCUAUCGUUUACACUCCCACUGUGGGCCUGGCCUGUACACAGUAUGGACACAUCUUCAGGAGGCCCAAGGGCCUGUUCAUAUCCAUCUUGGAUCGAGGCCAUAUUCGCUCCAUAUUGGACAACUGGCCAGAGACCAAUGUGGCGGCGGUCGUGGUGACAGAUGGAGAGCGUAUCCUGGGCUUGGGGGACCUGGGGGUGUUUGGGAUGGGCAUCCCUGUGGGGAAACUGUGCCUGUACACCGCCUGCGCUGGUAUCAGGCCUGAGAGGUGCCUUCCUGUGGUCAUCGACGUGGGAACUGACAACGAGACCCUUCUGAAGGACCCAUUCUACAUGGGUUUGUACCAGAAGCGGGAUCGUUCCCAGCUCUACGAUGACCUGAUCGAUGAGUUUAUGGAGGCUGUGGUGGACAAGUACGGCCAGGACACCCUGAUCCAGUUUGAAGACUUUGGGAAUCACAAUGCAUUCCGCUUGAUGAGGAAAUACCGCGAGAAGUACUGCACCUUUAACGAUGACAUCCAAGGAACUGCAGCGGUUGCCCUGGCAGGGCUGUUGGCAGCUCAGAGGGCCAUUGGAAAACCCAUCACUGAACAUAGGAUUCUGUUCUGCGGAGCAGGGGAGGCUGCCCUGGGUAUCGCCAACCUGAUUACCAUGUCGAUGGUGGAGAAGGGUUUAACCCAGGACGAAGCCAGGAAAAAGAUCUGGAUGUUUGACAAGGACGGUCUACUGGUCAAGGGCCGAUCGCAGGAGACAGAUAGCAACCAGGAGGCUUUUGUGCAUGAAAGUCCCGGAGAUGUGCAGAGCUUCUUAGAUGCAGUCAACGUCAUCCAACCAACAGCCAUUAUCGGUGUGUCCGGGGCUGGACGCCUCUUUACCCACGACGUCCUCAAAAAGAUGGGCACCCUAAAUAAACAACCAAUUAUAUUCGCCUUGAGCAACCCCACCACCAAGGCAGAAUGCACGGCUGAAGAUGCCUAUACCCUCACAGAUGGCCGAUGCCUGUUUGCCAGUGGAAGUCCGUUUGACAUGGUGACUCUGGCUGAUGGACGUGUUUUCACACCUGGACAAGGGAACAAUGCUUACAUAUUCCCAGGUGUAGCCCUGGCUGUGAUCCUCAGUGGCGUGAGACACAUCAGUGACACGGUCUUCCUGGAGGCUGCUAAGACCCUGGCAGACCAGUUGACUGAUGAGGAGCUGGCGGAGGGGAGGCUGUACCCACCACUGUCCAACAUCCGAGAGGUCUCUCUCCAGAUGGCAGUCAAGGUGGUCCGGUUUGUGUACGCCAACAACAUGGCCUUCCGGUACCCAGAACCCAAGGACAAGGACACCUUUGUCAGGUCAACUGUAUGGGACAUCAACUACGACUCAUUUCUCCCUGACAUCUAUGAGUGGAAAGGGAUGAACCCAGCACCUGAUCAUUAGAGAGUUUUGGGUGUGGAAAGGGGGCAACAAAUCACGGUAGGAUAGGUGGGCGGGCAUUAAAGAGGGAAUGGUAAAACUGGGAGGUGGGGAGGACAGUGAAAUUAGGUUAGUUGUUUAAUCCUAGGGCAGAUAUUUGACUGAUUUGUUUGUCAAAAUCAAUUGGCGGGCCAGAAAAAUGUAUAUCCAGUUUUUUGUCAUUCGUGAGUGGCCUGGAGUUUUUUUUCUUUUUCUACCCAAAUAACCCCCCCCCCCCCAGUUAUGUAUAACACGGGCCCUGAUUUUCCUUGUUCAGUUUCCACAUGAAAACGCUCCAGAAGUGGGGUUAUUGUUAGUCAACAUGCUGCUAGAUAAACAGAAGGAUUCCAACAUAUAAUAUCACUCCAAGCUUUAAAGACCUUGCUUGAAUUAGUUCAUGAAACAGUUAUGCAAAAAAUAUAAGUAAAAUAAGUAAAACUCAGUAAUAGUUUAAAGGCUUUUUUUGUUUAAUUUUUUUGUUGUUGUCCAUAUCCCCAUAUGAAAUAAUAUACAGUGUAUGUGUAUUGUGUUAUUGACAUUCUAGUCAUUUAGCUAGGGUUGGGGUCAAUUCUGUUUUAAUUCCAGACAAUUCAGGAAGUGCACUGAAAAUUCCAAUUCUCUUGAAUGCUUUUCAAUGAGGAACAUUUUGAAUUGGAAUUUCGUCUGCCAAAUUCAGGGUUGGGGUCAAGAAGGAAAGUAAAUGUUCUUAUUCAGAGCGACUUAGACUGUAAUUAUGCACUUGUUAGACAGUUGACAGAGCCUGGAUGUUUUGUAGAGAGUAUGUUCGCAUGUGGGUGUGAAAUGUCUCCUAGCUCUGAUAUUUAACUUGAAGAUGGACGGUGACAGUUAUGAAGUAGAUCAAUAUGUUUGUGUCAUGAAUCCUGGGGUGUAUUCAUUAGUCGGAUUCCUUUGUAAAAAGUUUUGUCUAUUGCAAAAUGUUUUGCAAUGGAAAAGGUUCAGUCCAAACUGAAAACAUUUUGCAACGAAAAUUUGUUUCUAUUGGACAAAUUUUCAGUUUGCUUGGUUUACUUCUGUUUGGUUUCUAGAGUAAACGGUUUCCAUUGCAAAACAUUUAGCAAAAGACCAAUGAAUAUACCCGAGAUAAUAUCACCAUGAGUUUCUCCCAGACUAAAGACCAGGCAUAGUGAACCAGCCAUAUUCCAUGGCCAUACACAUAUCAGGGGAUGGGGCUAAUUUUCAGUAUAGAGAGAAGAAUGCUGCAAUAAGCACCAUAUCCAAAUAGACAUGACCAAUGUUAAGAUAAGCUCCAUUGUCAGAAAACAUAAAUACAUUACAUGAACUAUAAUGCUCUUCACGGUUUACAAGCAUACAUUUUAUUUUAUUUUUUUACAGGUUUUAUGUUUUAGCCACAUCUUAUACACAGAACUGUUCAUUCACUUUUUGAGAAAAUGGAAAUAAGUAAAAAAUAUUAGCUGGAUAGAAAACCAGCUUAAGGCAGCUGAAGUUAAGAUGCACAGGUCCUAGAUUUGUGAGACCGUUUAGUUAAGGGUGGGAGACUGGAUUUUUUUUAUCCAUCUGCAUAGGUCAGCGACAUGACUCCCAUUUUAUACACACCUCACUUCUCACCGCAGACGUAGCCAAAGAACAAUGAAUUGUAUAGGAACACAAUAGUUGGAAGAAAAAAUAUAUUAAAAUCGGCGUAUUAUUUUUUUAUGCAUAUCCAACGGGCUAAUUAUAUCUAUUGUACUGUUUUACAGUUCUCUUGUUGUAGUUGAUCAAACUAGUUUGAUGAGAUAUCAUUCACAAGUGUACUAUGUUCCACCCUUGAAUUUAGAUUGGACCAUUAAAUGACAGUCGGUCUCAUUCAAUGAUUAUGUUGGCCCAUAAGCCUGUCCAAGCCUGUAACGUUGGUCUCCCAUUCAGAGAAUUGCUGUGCUGUAUUCUUGUCUUGUUUUCUUUUCAUUCAUUUACUUUUAAGUGCCCUGGUAAAAGUGUAUGGUUGAAUCCCUGAUGGUCCUUCCUCUUCCAAUGUCUUUGAUGUGUGCAUACAUGUAUGUGUUUCUGGAGUUUUAUUUUUGUUACGCAGAAUGGCCUUAGCGAAUGAACGCACAAAGCGGCAAAAGCGCCCCUGGAGACCCCUAUGUGUGCUGUUACAUGUGCAGAAUUAAAAUUAGUUUUACACUUGC